Caenorhabditis remanei is the source of this 303-nucleotide messenger RNA. RefSeq lists its product as uncharacterized. The coding region runs from base 1 to 303 and encodes 100 amino acids. NCBI's taxonomy places the organism in Eukaryota, Metazoa, Nematoda, Chromadorea, Rhabditida, Rhabditidae. The transcript is spliced from 2 exons. The record is from RefSeq and is a predicted model, not a curated record.
AUGAAUCAACUCAACCUACUACUUGUAUUCUGCCUUCUCGCACUCACCGCCCUUCCAGCAUUCUCUCAAUCCGACCGGCCCGGUAUGGCCUUGGAUACUAUGGGCGCUUUCGAGGAUGACGCUGCUGGUGCCAAUGAGGACUCGCCACGAUUCAAGAGAUGGGGAGGAUGGGGAGGACGUGGAUACGGAGGUGGAUACGGACGUGGCGGAUAUGGAGGAUACGGACGUGGCGGAUACGGUGGAUGGGGACGUGGCGGAUACGGUGGCGGAUUUGGACGUGGAUACGGAGGAUGGGGAAAGUAA